AUGACAGAUCCUGCGUGGCGCACUCGAGGCGAGGCCAAACGGCAGUCCAUCCUCAAUGCUAUCCCUGAGAAAUGGCAAUUGCGGGACCCUGUCCCUCCAGCCACCGAGCUCCGCGAUGUCACAGGUUACAUUCGACAAUAUCUGACAGACCGUGAGAUCGAAAUCACAGAGACAGAUGCAGUAGAUAUUGCAGCACAAACAACCACUGGGAACUGGUCCGCUGUCGAAGUCACGGAGGCCUUCUGUCACCGAGCUGCCCUAGCUCACCAACUCGUAAGCUGCCUCCAUGAAAUUCUUUUCGAAGCAGCCCUCCAAGACGCAAAAGACCAAGACGCCUACUUCGCAAAGCACAAAGCACCCAAAGGCCCCCUACACGGCCUCCCAAUAAGUCUAAAAGACCAAUUCCACAUCAAAGGCGUAGAAACAACAAUGGGCUACGUAGGCUGGAUAAAUACCUUCGAAGGCCGAGCCAACGACCCACGCCGCUGCACAGAAGAAAGCGAACUUGUCCGCGAACUCCGCAACCUAGGCGCAAUCCUCUACUGCAAGACCAGCGUCCCAGCUACUCUAAUGGCCGGCGAGACUGUCAACAACAUCAUUGGCUAUACCUGGAACCCUAAGAACCGUCUUCUCUCUUCUGGUGGUAGUUCCGGUGGUGAGGGGGCGCUUAUUGCAUUGCGUGGCUCUCCUGCAGGCUUUGGGACUGAUAUUGGCGGGAGUGUGCGUAUUCCUGCUGGGUUUAAUGCGCUUUAUGGGCUGAGGCCGUCAUCUGGUAGGAUUCCGUAUCAAGGUGCUGCGAAUUCGAUGGAUGGGCAGGGGACAAUUCUUUCUGUUAUUGGGCCUUUGGCGACAACAGCUAGGUCAUUGACGAUGUUGGUUAAGGCUGUUCUUUCGCAGAGCCCUUGGUUGCAUGACCCGCUGGCGUUGGAAAUGCCUUGGCGUGACGAUGUUGUUCUUGAGACGAAGACUUUGAUUGAGAGUGCUGUCGCUGGGGCUGGAUCGUCGCUUGCUUUUGGUGUUAUGAAGUGGGAUGGUGUUGGUCCUGUUCAUCCGCCUAUUGCGCGUGGUAUCGAUAUUGUGGUGAAGACUUUGCAGAGGCUUGGUCAUAGGGUUGUUGAGUGGAAGCCUCCUUCUCAUGCUACUGCUAUUGAGCUGUGUGCGAAAACAUUCAAUAUGGACGGUGGCGCAGAUUUCAGGCACCAUUUCGGUCUAUCCGGCGAAGAGCAAGCUCCGCAGGUAAUCGUUGUCAAAGACGGCAAGGAAAUGAAUGUGUCCGAGUUGGCUGCGCACAAUGUCGCCAAGCGCGUAUAUCAGAAACAGUACAUGGACUACUGGAACAGUACGGCUGAUCUCACAGGCACGGGCCGUCCUGUCGAUGGUCUUUUUUGUCCAUUGGCACCUCAUGCGGCUGUAAUUCCCACUCAGUAUGAGAGUGUCGGGUAUACUGGCUUCGUGAAUGUGCUGGACUAUACUAGUCUGGCGAUUCCGGUUACCUUUGCUGAUAAGACAGUCGAUGUGCGGCCGGCUGAUGGUUCGGCAGAUGGUUUAGAGUACAUCAAAUGGGAUUAUGAUGCCGAGACCUAUGAUGGGGCUCCAGUUGGGGUGCAGUUUGUCGGGAGAAGAUUACAGGAGGAGAAGAUGCUGACUUUGGCUGAGUACCUGGGAGAGGAAAUCGCUCGAGACGCGAAAGGAAGUGCCUGA
Messenger RNA from Penicillium arizonense, 1701 nucleotides. It is a transcript of the gene gmdA, whose product is annotated as putative general amidase GmdA. The record is from RefSeq and is a predicted model, not a curated record. The transcript has 4 exons. Bases 1 to 1701 code for a protein of 566 amino acids. NCBI's taxonomy places the organism in Eukaryota, Fungi, Ascomycota, Eurotiomycetes, Eurotiales, Aspergillaceae.